Molecule: messenger RNA, 1141 nt
Organism: Scylla paramamosain (green mud crab)
Lineage: Eukaryota; Metazoa; Arthropoda; Malacostraca; Decapoda; Portunidae
Product: eggshell protein 1-like
Exons: 2
Coding region: 140-1003 (287 amino acids)
Source: RefSeq, a predicted model, not a curated record
UAGUUUGCAUCGUCAGUAGAGGGGAGAAACGCCCCCUCCGACCGCAUGACGUCAACUGGGUAGGCGGAGAGGAGACAGUAAGGGAAGGCCUGAGCUAUAUAAUACCGUCUGCGGUGGUGGACUGACAUCACACUUCACCAUGAAGCUCCUGAUUAUCUUCGCCUCAGUGAUCGGGGCGGUCGUCUGCGAUACUCAGCAGAUCUACGGCGCGCCCUCUGGUGGCAGCUUCUCUCACGGCGGAGGAGGCUUCGGCGGCGGCGGCGGCGGCGGCGGAGGAGGAGGAGGAGGAGGAUAUGGCAGUGGAGGAGGCGGCGGCGGAGGCUUUGGAGGAGGCUUUGGAGGAGGCUUCUCUUCUGGAGAGGGAGGAGGAGGAGGAGGAGGCUAUGGCGGUGGUAAUGGAGGAGGAUCUUGUGGCGCUGGACAAGUGCGUCACGUUGACGGUAGCUGCGUCACCCCCCAGGUGACCCGCAACCUGUAUGUGUAUCGUGCCCCAGCCGUGGAGCCCAUCGAGGGGCCGCGCCCCCAAGUGCCCCCACCCCGCGUGGAGCACAACAUUGUGUUCAUCCACACUCCCGAGGAUCUCGCUGACCAGCAGCCCGUCGUGGUGCCUCCCCCGCAGCAGAAGAACGUGGUGUACCUGCUGAGCAAGAGGCCUCAGCAAGACCAGCAGGUGAUCCACGUGCCGGCACCCGAGCAGCAGGCGCCAGAGAUCUUCUUCGUCAACUACGCCGAUGGAGAAAACCCGUCCCUGCCCACCGGCGGCGACCUGCAAUCCGCCCUCAGCAAGGCCUCUCAGGGCAGCGCUGGAGGCGUCAUCGGCGGCGGCGGCGGCGGCGGCGGUGGGGGCAUUGGUGGAGGCAGUGGUGGCGGUUACGGCGGCGGCGGCGGCGGCGGCGGCGGCAGCGGCGGUGACUUUGGAGGUGGUUUCGGCGGUGGAAACAUUGGCAGCGGCGAGUACAGCGCUCCGGCACCUCCUCCCUCCAGCGCCUAUUCCCAGCCAUAAGCUGUUCCAUCCACUCUUGCGGUGUUGCUUGCGGCGGCACGCUCCCUCAUCUGUCUUUUGUAGUCCCUAACUUAUUGGUUCUUGUUUUGUCUCGUGUCGGCCUGACACGAUAACAGGGAAAUAAAUGUGACAAAUGUA